AUGUCAUCCGCAGUAGCAGAGCUGGACAACUAUCUCCAGUCCAUGCUGGCCCUCAAGGCUCCGGGAGUUUCGGGCUCUAAAAUCAACAGUAUAACAUCACUGUGCACAGCCAAUGUUCAGAACGAAUCCGUCCUUAUUCAGAAAAUCUACACACACUUCAAGAAAGCACCGGGCACACACAAGUUGGGCGUACUCUAUGUCGUAGAUUCAGUAACUCGACAAUGGGUAGAUGCAGCGCGCAAGGCAGGACAACCUUCUGGGAAUGCUGCUCCUGACGGAACCUUUGCCGCUGGUGUUAACAGAGUGACUGAAUUGUUACCCGUCUUGAUGACUGAUAUCAUAAACAAUGCGCCAGAAGAUCAAAAGGAAAAAAUCAAGAAGCUAGUCGACAUUUGGGAACGUGGAUACACUUUCCCCGCUCCCAUGCUUGCGUCCUUCAAGCAAAAGCUAAAUGCGCCUGCAUCCAACAAUGUUGAAUCGACUACCCCAGAAGGCUCACCAGCACAAAACCACACCUUUCUAGGAGGUCUGCAGCAACAGCAAGCACCACCAGCUAAUGGCGCAGGUUCGACUACCCCAGGACAGCCAGCACCAGACACGUCAAGUAUCCUGAAAGCCCUAGCGGAUAUGGCCAAGCAGAACACCGCUGCUCCGGCUGCUCCGGCUGCAGCCGCGCCAGUUAACCCUCUUGCUGCAUUAAGCCAGCAAAGUACAGUUCCGCAGCCGGCGUCUUCUUCCGUAGACCAGGCUUUACAAUCCCAGGCUGGACAGCCUGGCGUAAACCCAUAUGGUGCGGUGGCAACCCCUUUCGCAGCUUUAGGUAAUUUGGCUCAGAAUCCAACGCUGGUCCAGCCUCAAAGUCAGAGUCAUACACCGAAUCCAUUGGCAGCUGCUCAAAACCCGCUGGCUGCGCUUCUGCCCCAGGCCACCGCUCCGCCAGCUCAACCUCCCAGCAUGACCCCGGAUGGAUUGCAGCAACAGCUCCAGCUUUUGCAGAUGCUGGCAGCACAGGGAAUCCCUCAGGAUCAGUGGGCCACCGCCCUACAACUUCUUACUCUUUCCAACCCUGCCGGCAUGCCCAAUCUCAAUGCCGGCCAAGCCCCUGGCUUUAACCUCCCCGGUCAGAACGCCAAUGCAUGGGGUGGUCAUCCUGAUGGACAGUCACGGGAUUUUGGCGAGCGCGAUCGUGAUUACAUGCGUUCUCCUAGCGGAUAUCGUCGUCGCUCUCGUUCUCCCGGGUGGGACAGGCGCCGUGAUGCGUCCCCACCACGUCGCCGCGAUAGCCCGGUCUAUGGAGAAUACCACGGCGAUUCCCCUGGCCGUAGGGGCGCGGAUCCACGUGGUCGACGAGGAAACGACUAUCGUCAACGCAGUCCUCCCGGGCGUAGACGCCGAUCUCCCUCUCCCCCGCACAAGGACCCAGCACUCCCUCCUCCAGGCCCCAAAUUCAUCGAAUGGGACUAUUCAGUCGGCCAAGGCAGUAUCAAAGUUCUGAGCCGUACACUUUUUGUCGGUGGUGUAACCUCCUCUGAGGCCCAUUUGCGCUCUCUCUUCGCCAAGUUUGGUAUUGUCCAAACUUGCAUUGUGAACACUGACAAGCGCCAUGCAUUUAUCAAAAUGGUUAGUCGGCAAGAUGCCAUCGCUGCUCGCGAAGGGAUGGAAUCAUAUAAAACCGGGGACAUGCAGCUCCGAACACGUUGGGGUGUCGGAUUUGGGCCCCGUGACUGCAGCGACUAUCAGACUGGAAUCAGUAUAAUUCCCGUCGAUAGGCUAACAGAGGCGGACCGAAAGUGGAUGCUUACUGCAGAGUAUGGCGGUACUGGUGGAAGACCCAUUGAGUCAGGCAUGAUCGUUGAAGAGCCAGACAUUGAAAUCGGCGCUGGCGUGUCCUCGAAAGCAAUCAGUAGACGAAUCGCAACCGACACCGGGGGCAAACGUGGCCCAGUUUCGACGCGUGUACAACAUGAUCGUCCUCCUCGCCGUGAGCGCGAAGGGCCCCAAAUGGCAGACCCGUCAAGCGUCAACAACGUCGGCGUUCCCCCAGCAGUACCCGGUUUCGGCUUUUCCUUCCCCGGCAUGCCGAUGUUCCCUCCCGGCUUCAUGAUGGGUGGUGCGCAGUCUGGAGCUGGCAGUGCAACACAACCCCCACCUCCUGGCCAGUAA
Aspergillus puulaauensis is the source of this 2163-nucleotide messenger RNA. Its product is annotated as Nrd1 complex RNA-binding subunit. Bases 1 to 2163 code for a protein of 720 amino acids. The record is from RefSeq and is a predicted model, not a curated record. NCBI's taxonomy places the organism in Eukaryota, Fungi, Ascomycota, Eurotiomycetes, Eurotiales, Aspergillaceae. The transcript has 8 exons. Gene Ontology annotation, cellular component: nucleus. Gene Ontology annotation, molecular function: RNA binding.